This is a messenger RNA of Lizanozyma spartinae, 5235 nucleotides long. It is a transcript of the gene VPS15, whose product is annotated as Serine/threonine-protein kinase. Gene Ontology annotation, cellular component: phosphatidylinositol 3-kinase complex, class III, type I; nucleus-vacuole junction; late endosome. The transcript has 3 exons. Gene Ontology annotation, biological process: protein phosphorylation; macroautophagy; late endosome to vacuole transport. The coding region runs from base 1 to 5235 and encodes 1744 amino acids. Lineage: Eukaryota; Fungi; Ascomycota; Pichiomycetes; Serinales; Debaryomycetaceae. The record is from RefSeq and is a predicted model, not a curated record. Gene Ontology annotation, molecular function: protein binding; ATP binding; protein serine/threonine kinase activity.
AUGGGGAAUCGCCUAUCGUUGAUGGCGCCCUCUGCGCCAACGGUUGCAAUAUCGUCAUAUGUGGACUUUCUCGAGAACAUAGAGUAUAUUGAGCUUGUUAACAAUCAACAGUUGUUUAAGACCAUUAAGGCAAUUGACCAUGCCAGUGGAUCUCUUGUACUCAUAAAAGUGUUAAUCAAACCACCCAGUGAUGGCAACAACUUGAAUUUAAAGGAUAUAACCGAGUUGACGGUUAAAGAUUGUUCUCGGUUGUCAUACAGUAAUAUAGUUUUACCCUGGUUCAGAAUCAUUGAAACUGAUAGAGCUGCUUAUAUGAUACGACAGUGGAUUAAGACCAAUCUUUAUGAUCGUAUCAGUUUGAAGCCGUUUUUAGAACCAACAGAGAAGUUGUUUUUAACGUUUCAAAUGCUUAAGAUCAUAGACACUAUUCAUAAUGAAAUGCAUAUACGUCAUGGAGAUUUAAAGUUGGAGAACUUUAUGGUAACGUCGUCCAAUUGGCUAUUAUUAAGUGAUUUUGCAAACUAUAUGAAGCCAACGUUUAUUCCUAAAGAUAACCCUAAUCAAUUUCUGUUUUACUUUGAUAGCUCAGAUAGAAGAGUAUGUUAUGUGGCACCAGAGAGGUUUUACACAUCAAAGGGAUCAAAUAUACCAAUACAAAAUAUUGAUGAUGAUGGGAUCUUCUCAGGUAAAGAUAGAUUAACCGAUCAAAUGGAUUUGUUUAGUCUUGGUUGUGUUAUUGCUGAGCUUUAUUUGGAUGGAGAACCUUUAUUCACAUUAUCACAGCUUUUAAAGUACAUGAGAAAUGAAUAUAAACCUGAUUUAAGUACUAUUGACAACCAGUUAAUAAGAGAAAUCAUCCAACUGUUGAUAAACAUUGAUCCCAAUGAAAGACCUUCAGUUUCCAAGAUUUUAAAUGAUUAUAGGGGCAUUCUUUUCCCAGAUUUAUUCUAUGAUUUCUUGUAUGACUUCAUGUCUGAUCUUAACAAUACAAAGCUUUAUUAUUCAAUAGCACACGAUAAGAAUGUUUCACCUAGUGAUUUACGGCUACAGAGAGUAUAUGAUAAUUUUGAAGCAAUUAAAUAUCAUCUCCAAUUUGCAUAUGAUCCCAUUACAACUAGCACUAGCGGUAUCACUAGCGGUAGUUCCAGAGUCCCAGUUCAGUUGUCUCUACCGGGAAUGGCUACUAACUAUGUUAUCAAGAAAUGGGAUGAAAUAGAAUUGAACGAUCGUCUGGACCAAACAGCCUUGAUAUUACUUCAAUACAUUUUCUCAUUAAUGAAUUCGUUAAAACAACCACAAUCAAAAAUAAACGCAUGUGAAUUGAUAGUGGCCUUAUCAGAGAGGGUUUCGGAUGAAGCAAAAUUGGAUAGAUGCAUACCCAAUUUGUUUAUGAUUGUGGACGAGUGUUUGAUUUCCUAUUCAAAAUAUGUUAAGCAAACUUCCAAUCAAAAUGAUCCAACGUCAACUAUGGGGCCAACUUCAGAGCAUUGGAAACUGUCAGCCCGAGCAGCUAGUUUUGCGCUUGAAGCAGCUACCACGAUCCUAUUAACUUGUUCAUCAGUUUCACCUUUGAAUACUUUAAUAUUCCCGGAAUACUUGAUACCAAAACUUAUGGCAUUAGCUAAUGCAGAUUCCAAAAAUGUGGAUAUUACAUAUCUUAAGUCGACCCUUGCAUGUUGCAUUCCAACCCUUGCUUUAAUAUCAAGAAAGUUUUGGAUGUUAAGUCGAAGUUAUAAUCGUGAGGGGGCUCAUGAUGCUGCCACUAAUACACCAUCUACUACUACACCUAAGCGAUCAACCACUGGAAGGAAGGCGUCAUUAUUCCUUUCCAUGGCUAAUGAUGAACUAAGUGCAGUUAGCUAUUUCCAUUUGCCUAAGGAGCAAUUGGAUUCUGAUUUCGAAAGAUUAGCUGUUACAUUAUUAACUGAUUCAAGUACCCUGGUCAAGAUUGCGUUGGUCAAUAACAUUCUCCCUUUAUGCAUUUUCUUUGGAGUGGAUAAAACAAAUGAUGUUAUACUACCUCAUCUUAUAUCAUAUCUUAAUGACGUUGAUUUUGAAUUAAGAAUAGCAUUUUUGAAGUCAAUAUUAAAGAUUGGUCCUUAUAUUGGGCUGAUACUGUUUGAACAAUAUUUACUCCCACUAUUAGUGCAAACUUUGAGCGAUAUUGAACAAUUUGUUACUAUUCAAGUGUUGGAAAUAUUUUACACUUUUAUCAGUGAAAAAUUAAUUAACCCCGUGACUGAUUUCAAUGCAAUUUCCAUUUAUCAGGAAAUACUUUCCCAUACGUUAUGCUAUGUUUUGCAUCCUAACAAAUGGAUAAGACAAUCGGUUAUUGCUAUUAUUGUUGCAAUUAAUGAAAACCUAACCAAUGCUGAUAGAUAUUGUUUCUUAUACCCCAUGAUUAAGGGGUACUUGAACUACGAUAUCCCUUUUAUUAGUUGGAAGACCUUAUAUCCAAGUUUAACCAAACCUCUAACGCAUCAGAGCUAUCAGCUGGCUAUGGGUUGGAACAACCUGGCCUCUUCAAAAUCUUUAUUUUGGCAACAAAAUAACCCACAUAGUGAAACCAGUUCCACCAGAUCGAACGGUAUCAAAGUACCAAAGGACUUAUCGAAGUCUUUAUAUUUCCCUAGUAAAGAUUGCAAGCUGCAGACGACAUCUUCAUCAUCUGUGGUUUCUAAUGGGUCCUCUAUACCGUUAUCACCAGAGGACAAGAAGUGGUUCUCUAAAUUGAAAUCUGUGGGGUUAGAUGAGAAAGAAUCAUGGAAAUUAUUAGCCUUAAAGAGCUAUAUUUCUCAUGUAGGUUUAGCUCUUUCACAUCAAAAGAACCAUAAGCUCCAAGACGUGGAGAAGGAGAAAGAGGAAGUUUUCAAUUUAAGUAAGGACAUUAGUCCUAGAAAUAUAUUUUAUGAUGUUUUCUUUAAAUCAGACCCUGUUCCUCAAGCAUUAAGAAUGAUAGAAACAAAUAUAGAGGCUUCAAUUCCUAGUGAUUCUGAAUCUUUGCAUAAUUUAGAGUCUCGAAACUCACUUAUGCUCCCCACAAUACCAAAGAUUAAAGCAUCUUUACAAACAGUCGAAGCAAAUGUGUUUGGAGAAAUGGAGUUAAGUCAUAACACUGCAUUACACUCACUGCAUCCUCAUACUAGAGUGUCAGGUCCAAGGAAGCACAGACUGUCUUUAGCUUCGAACUCUUCGGCGUUCUCUUUGGGGAAUAGUGACAUGAUGAUGGACAAAUCCGAACUAGUAGUCAUUGGUGGUCUACUGGCUAAUGAUAUAACCAGAGCAAACGAUGGAAACAUUCGAAAACUUCUCAAAAUUAACGAUAAAGCUGCAACUGCCGUAAUGAAACAUAGUUAUGGUGGCCAUAAUCCAAAUAUUCUCAAUUAUUUAGCAUCGAUUGAUGUUGAACCGUUAAUUGAUGACUUUGCUGAGUUUGGACCAGCUUGGAAGAAUCUACAAGAAAAUAACACCGAUAAGUCUACCUUUAGAGGCGUGCGGGUUGCCUCUAUUAAUACCAACCAAAACUCUCUGGAUCUUGAUGCAAUUACCAAUGUUGCUGUAUGCUCAUCCAAUGAGUUUGUGGUUACCAGCUCAGAAAAUGGUUAUCUUAAGGUAUGGGAUACCUUAAAGUUGGAGAAGAAUAUAACUGUCAAGGCUCCGCAAUUACUGCAUAAAUUGGACUCUUCAAUUACUGCUAUGGAAUUCUUACCUAAUAGACCGAUCUUAGCAGUUGCCACCAGUGACGGGAUGUUAAGAAUAUUGAAAGUUCUAUUCACAAGAGGGAAGACUAAUAAAAUUGUCAAGUAUUCUCAAUUCCAAACUAUUAGAAGCUUGCAAUUGAACGACAACGACUUUAUUAUUGAUUUGAAGUACUUUUCACUAACCACCACUAAUCAGAUCAUUGGAAUCACUUCAAAGAGUUAUAUUUUAGGAAUUGACAUUGUUAGAAUGGUUCAAGUCUACAAAUUAGAGAAUCCAGUGAUCUUUGGAGUUACCAGAUCGUUUGUAGUUGAUAACAAACAUACUUGGUUACUAGUUGGAACAGACAAUGGAUAUUUGUGUCUCUGGGAUUUGAGAUUCAAACAAUUGUUAAAGUCAUGGCGACUUGAUUAUAGAAUAGAUGACUUUGAAGGUGGUGAUGGUGAAUCUAAUGGAGUUACCAAUAAUGGAGCACGAAACCCCGGAAUAUCUAACAUUUCGUUACUAUCGACCAAUGGUCAGGAUGUUAGUCAAGUUUCCAUUACCACUACUUCAGAAGUUCCAGACGUCACUGUUUGGCAAAUACCUUCAUUUGAAUGUACCAAAGUGUUUCGCAGUUAUGUUAAUGGUAAGUUUGGGUAUGACUUGAUGUCUGUUGAAUAUGGACAGAAAGUGUAUACUUUAGAGGAAGUAAGUCCUGACCUUAUCAACCUCAACAUUGAAGAUAUCAUUGCCAAUCUUGAAGUCAGUGAUAAUAGCAUUCCGGAGGUAGGUGAAAAGUCCGAAUCCUCCAGAGGCAUUACUUGUACUCAACAGCAUAAGAACAGUCUUACUACGGCUACAAGUGGGAGGAGCAUUGUUAUUUGGAACUUGAACGAUUUAAAACUGUCCGUUUCUAUUCCGUCAACAGCAACGGAAUCUCCCUUCACUGUUCACACUGUAUACCCUGCGCUAAUAUUCGCACAGCAAGUGCAAGAUCCAAUGGGAAGAGCAGGAGGAGACGGCGGUAGUCCACUAUUCAACGAUAUCAUUACGGGGAUCUCUGUUGUUGAAAGAUCGUCAGGGAUCAGUCUUAUUGUUGGUGAUCGUAGUGGCGAUAUAAAAGGAUUGGAAAUUGCUCUUGAAGAAGCAAGAAAGGGUUAUGAAGAAGGUGGAGUCCCUAUCGGAGGUGCCUUGAUUGCGGAAGAUGGUACUGUCUUAGGUCGUGGCCAUAAUAUGAGAUUUCAAAAGGGUUCAGCUAUUUUACAUGGUGAAAUGUCUGCAUUAGAAGAUGCCGGUAGAUUAAAGGGUAGCGUUUACAAGAACUGUACCAUGUAUACUACCUUAUCACCCUGUGAUAUGUGUUCUGGUGCAUGUAUUUUAUAUGGCGUUAAGAGAGUCGUGUUGGGAGAGAACGAGACUUUCAAAGGUGCAGAAGAACUCUUGCGGUCAAAGGGAAUCGAGGUUAUUAAUUUGGACAAUGAGGAAUGUAAGAAAUUGAUGAAACAGUUUAUUAAGGAAAGACCUGAAGAUUGGUAUGAAGAUAUUGGUGAAUAG